Messenger RNA from Dreissena polymorpha, 5443 nucleotides. Its product is annotated as putative ATP-dependent RNA helicase DHX57. Lineage: Eukaryota; Metazoa; Mollusca; Bivalvia; Myida; Dreissenidae. Gene Ontology annotation, molecular function: protein binding; ATP binding; metal ion binding. Gene Ontology annotation, cellular component: intracellular anatomical structure. The record is from RefSeq and is a predicted model, not a curated record.
CUUCCGGUAAAUCGUCUAGCCUAUUUUGGAAUACUCUUCAUAAAAAAGGAAACCGAUAAACUAUGGACAAAAAGGUAGUACAACGUCGUGUUGGAGGGCGUCACAAUAGAGGCGGUGGCCGACAAAGUCGUCGAGGACGUGGACACGUGAAUACGAGACCGGUAGGGCCAUCUGUCAGCGGAAGAAAAAGUGGUGCUAGUGCAUAUGAUGAUGAUGACAUUUAUGACGCAUACGAUGAUGAUGGACCCGAUUCAGAGUUUUCAGAGUCACCUCUCCCUCCCUUAGGAAAUCAGUUUGCUGCCAGAGGAGUUCCGUCCUUCAUUGGUAGAGGCCGUGGUUCAUUUAACAAGUCUAGUGCCAGUGGUGGUGGCUGCAUUGACAGUUUUCCUCCAAGAAGGAGUAAUCCUGUUAAAGUCACCAUGCAACAUCUGCACAUGAGUUCAGAGAACCAAGAGCUUGUUAAGGGGAUGUUGAAAGACUUACAUGGUGCUGAUGAUGAGGAAAAUGAUGAUGCUAUUUCAAGUGAAGAAGAAUAUGAGGAGUCUGACUAUAGAGCAGAGAGUCAGUAUUGGAUUGUGAACAAUCAGCUGAAGUUGGCAGACGCUGCAGUGCACGACUCUGGUGUGACAGGCAAUGAAGACACCUCCAAUGUUAGCGCACUAGCCGUUAGGAAACUGACAAGAUAUGGCUUUGAUAAGCAGCGUUGUACUGAAGCGCUCCAGGUGUGUGACGGUGAUCUUGGUUUGUCGCUGGAGUACCUGCUAGCAGAGUGUUUCUCAUUGGUGACAGUCGCAUGCACUGAUGAAGCAGUUGCUCUGGAGGUCCAAGAAUUACGGACCGAGGAAAUGUUUGCUCUUCAGGCUAUAUAUGAAGAUAAGUUCAUCGAAAGAAUCCCUAACAAAGUGUGGAUUAUCAAGCUGGAUUUAUCAUACCUUGAUAAAAUUGUGCAACCAAAGCGUGAAGAAAAGGAAGUUAAGGAAGAGAAAGAAAAGACAAAGAAAGAGAUUCUUGUGUGUAGAUUUUAUUUGAAAGGUUUCUGUAAAUUUGGUAGAAAAUGCAGAAUGAUACACAGUGUACCUGUGGAGAAAAGUAAAGAAAAAUUGCCACAUAUAGAGGAAAAAACAUAUCUCAAUAGUGAAAUCGAAGUACGGUUUCCCAAUGGAAAUUUGUAUCCAAAGGAACCACCUUAUGUUGCUUUCUCAACUACAAAUCAUUUCAUCGAAAAACAUGUCUGUUUGAAUAUCACAAAGAGAAUGAUGGAGGAAGCUAAAAGGAUGGCUGAAAACGAAGAGCCCUCCAUUUUCACAAUAGUUAGUUUGUUAGACAAUGAUAAGUUAAUUGAUGAGGUGAUAACUGAACAACCACAUGAGUUUUCAGUGCCAGUUUCCCUUCCAGCCUGGGUUAAAAAAGAUGAUGAAAUUACUCAGGGUAGUUCAUUUGUUACUCAGAUUAAUAGCAGUGUCCAGGAAAAGCCUGAUAAUAUUUCUGAUGCAAGACUAGCAGCGGCUACUGAUGCUAUGUUGAGAAUGACAGAAUAUGAACCUACCACUGAAGAAAACCUUGAAGCCAACAAGGUGGAAGUGAAAAGAUCUGUUAGCAAGGAGUUCAUAAAGAAGGCUAAUCCUGCAGAAAUAUUGAAGUCCAACAGGAAGCUUAUUGAAGAUUUCAAGAAGAAAAAGACCAGUGUUAAGUACAAAAAAAUGCUUGAGGGGCGUCAGAAGUUGCCAGCCUGGGAUAUGCAGGUGGAAAUCAUGAAUGUUGUCAAUAGCAACCAGGUAGUGGUUAUCAGUGGAAUGACGGGAUGCGGCAAAACCACCCAGGUUCCCCAGUUCAUCAUGGACCAGUACCUGGGCCUUGACGACCUUCACCUCUGUCACAUCCUGUGCACUCAGCCGCGACGUAUCUCCGCCAUAGCAGUGGCCGAGAGGGUGGCUGAAGAACGGGCAGAUAACCUGGGUAGACUUGUCGGUUACCAGAUCAGAAUGGAGAAAAUGCAGUCAUCUUUCACCCGUCUGCUGUUCUGCACAACAGGAAUCGUGCUGCGACGUUUAGAAGGGGACACCACUCUUGAUGGUAUCACACAUCUCAUUAUCGAUGAAGUUCAUGAACGUUCAGAAGAAAGUGACUUCCUGCUGAUGUAUCUGCGUGACAUGUUGCCACGACGACCAGAUCUCAAGGUCAUACUGAUGAGCGCGACCCUGAAUGCCCAGCUGUUCUCUCAGUACUUUGGAGGCUGUGCCAUCCUAGAUAUUCCUGGCCGCACAUUUCCAGUGGAUCAAUACUUUCUGGAGGAUGCAGUUGAAUUUACAAGGUUUGUGAUGGAGGACUCCAGCCCCUAUGCCCGGCCCCUGAAGCACAUGAAUGCUGUCCAGAAGGGUGUGGCCCAGGAGGAGGAGAGGUCAUAUGAACCAGGGGAUGGCCCCGCCCACAGGGCCAGUGAUAGGGUCCAGGAUCAGAACCUGUCAGUGAAACAACUCUACUUGAGAUACCCAGACUAUCAUAAGUCCACCGUUAAGAGUAUAGCCAUGAUGGACCACACAAAGAUCAACUUUGACCUAAUACUGGAGCUGCUGGGGUGGAUUGUGCAGGGAGACCACUCUGUUGUGGAGGACGAGUUUCCAUCCGAGGGAGCUAUUCUUGUGUUCAUGCCCGGCUACGCGGAGAUUCAGACCCUCUAUGACAUGCUUCUGUCUAGUCCAGUGUUUGGCACAAGAAACAGGCAUAGGUUCAAGAUAAUUCCUCUUCACUCAACCCUGUCGUCCGAGGAACAACAUGCAGUGUUCUCAAAGCCGCCUCGUGACGUCACGAAGAUCGUGAUUGCCACUAACAUAGCGGAGACAUCCAUCACUAUUGACGAUGUCUGCUUCGUCGUAGACGCCGGCAAAAUGAAAGAGAAAAGGUACGAUCCAACGAAGGGUAUGGAGAGCCUAGACACCGUUUGGGUGUCCCGCGCAAGUGCACUGCAGCGAAAGGGACGUGCCGGGCGUGUCCAGAAGGGCGUGGCAUUCCACCUGUUCACCAGUCACAGGUUCGAGCACCAUCUACAAGAACAGCCGAUACCAGAAAUACAACGGGCUCCUCUUGAGCAGAUUGUUCUAAGGAUCCGAAUGUUAGACAUCUUCAAAACAACGCCGGUCUUACACGUGCUAGGGCAGCUCCCGGAACCGCCAGAUGAUGAGGCGAUCAGCGCCGCCGUCAAGCGUCUGGAGACGCUGGGGGCGCUCAAUGAACAAGGGGAGCUCACCCCGCUUGGGUACCAUCUGGGAACACUUCCGGUCGAUGUCAGGAUCGGGAAGUUGAUGUUGCUAGGUGCAAUCUUCCGUUGCCUAGACCCCGCCCUCACCAUCGCGGCCUGUCUCAGCUUCAAGUCACCAUUCCUCACUCCGUUCGGUAAAAAGCACGAAGCGACAGAAAAGAAGCUCGAAUUUGCGGCCGGUAAUUCCGAUCAUCUGACCAUGCUGAAUGCGUACAACGGCUGGUUGGAUGCGAGAAGGCGUGGUAACGCCGAGGCGUACCACUUCUGUCAGGACAACUUCCUGUCCAAGAAGUCACUAGAAAUGUUGUCGAGCAUGAAGCAGCAGUUCGUGGAGCUACUCUCCGAUAUAGGAUUUGUUAAGGAGGGCAUCGUUGCUAAGGACGCGGAGAGGGCAGCCAGGGAAGGGGGCGAUGGCGUUAUCGUGGUUACAGGGGUCGAGGCAAACCUGAACAGUAAGAACCGGAAGCUGGUAUCGGCCCUUCUUGUGGGGGCGCUGUACCCCAACAUCGUGCAGGUCCUCACCCCAGAACAACAGUACACGCGCACCGGCGGCGGUACGGUUGCCAUAGCACCUAAAGCUGAAGACAUUCGAUUUAAAACAAAACCUGAUGGCUACGUUAAAAUCCAUCCGUCGUCUAUCAACUUCCAAGUGCGCCAUUUUGAGAGCCCUUACUUAGUGUACCAUGAGAAAAUUAAAACAACAAGGAUCUUCAUCCGUGACUGCACAAUGGUGUCCAUGUAUCCCCUACUGCUGUUCGGGGGCGGUCAGAUAGGUGUGGACCUAGCACGGGGCCAGUUCAUACUCUCCGUGGACGACGGCUGGAUACGCUUUAUGGCGCAGUCACAUCAGAUCGCGGAGCUAGUUCGCGAGCUGCGUCUGGAGCUAGACCAGCUGCUGUCAGACAAAAUCCAGACCCCUCACAUGGACCUGUGCACGUGCCCCCGGGGGAGUAGGAUCAUCGACACCAUUGUGAAACUCAUCACCACUCAGUGACACUCUACCAUUGUGAAGAAACGCCCGUGUUCAGUUGUUGUGUGUGUGUGCAGUGUUGUUUUUUUUUUCAUUCAAAAUCGGGUCCGGUAAUCGGACCUAUUCCCAAUUGAAAAAAGUAUAUAUUUUUCCCAAAUUGGAGCUUUAAAUUCCCAAUGGAAGGUUUCAAAAAAAAAAUAAAAAAAAUAUAUCUCAAUAUUCUGUUCAUCUCCCAUCCAUAUAAGUUUAACCUUAGAAAAUAUAAUACUGGAUACACUAAUGUAUUAUCAAUUUUCAAGCGUUUUUAGCAAAACAACAACAACAUUAUUAUAAAUUUCCCAAUUUUAGUCAAAACGCCGCGAAUUUUCCCAAUCCAAAGAGACCCCGCCCAAUUCCCAAAACGGUGAAAAAAACACUGGUGUGUGCGUGUCCGGAAUCCAGCGGAAGACAUCAUCAUACAACGCAUUAACUCGUUACAACAGUUGUAAUGCAUCCUUGUGUAAAAGAAAACGUAUAGAAAGAACAAUUUGCGACUCUUCUGUAUUGCGUCAUCGGUGAAGAUAUGAUGGUGGGUAUACAAUUAGUGCUUGCUGUUUCUGCCGCAUCCAUGUGCCAAAUGUAUAUUUGUAUAUGAAUGAUAUUGAUGCUUGCUUUGUUGACAAUUGUUUAAGAGACAGACGGAUUACCAUACACUGUAUUUGAACCGAAUACAGAAAUGUUAUGUGUUGCAAACCUGCGUGUCAUACAAUGUAAGGGUUAUUUUUAUUAAUGUAGCAUAAAUGUCGACCUUUAUAAAAUAAUACCUCAUCCGAGUCCGAGAUUAUCACUUGUUUAGUUUAACAAACCAUUGGUUAUUGUGUACUUUCGAUACUACUUUAAAGUGAGAAUCUUUUGUCUCUGCUCAGUUAAAUGCUUUGCUGUAAAUGAGCAUAAUGAUGUGGCAUUUACAUACAUAAAAAGGCAUCGUUUGGUCGUAUAUUUGAUCUUACAUAAAUAAUAUGGUGGUGUUUAGCUGAAGUAAAUGAAUUUGUACUGUGUAUAUAAAUGAAUGCUAACUUAAGAAUAAUAGCCGUUUUUAAUACGAACAUUAUUUAUUUGUAUUUUCAUGUGCUCUGUUAAGUUAUUUUCAUUAUUUUGCGGCUUGUGAAUAUUAUACGUUUCUGUAGUCGUACUGUGAUAGAUGACUUCCAACUACGAUAAUAAAGUAGCUGAACAUA